Molecule: messenger RNA, 939 nt
Organism: Peromyscus eremicus (cactus mouse)
Lineage: Eukaryota; Metazoa; Chordata; Mammalia; Rodentia; Cricetidae
Product: olfactory receptor 2J3-like
Exons: 1
Coding region: 1-939 (312 amino acids)
Biological process (GO): G protein-coupled receptor signaling pathway
Cellular component (GO): membrane
Molecular function (GO): G protein-coupled receptor activity; olfactory receptor activity
Source: RefSeq, a predicted model, not a curated record
AUGGUGGAUAAUUUCAAUGCAAGUUGGGAAGGGUACUUUAGUCUUCUGGGUUUUUCUAAAUGGCCUCAUCUGGAAGUUGCUCUCUUUGUGGUGAUCUUGAUAUUCUACUUGAUGACACUGACAGGCAAUCUCUUCAUCAUCAUCCUGUCAUACUUAGAUUCCCACCUGCAUACCCCUAUGUACUUCUUCCUUUCAAAUCUCUCUGCUCUGGAUCUCUGCUACACCACUAGCUCUGUCCCUCAGCUGCUGUUCAACCUCUGGGGUCCAGAGAAGACGAUAUCUUAUUCUGGGUGUAUGCUACAACUCUACUUUGUCCUCGCACUGGGUACCACAGAGUGUGUUCUGUUGGUGGUGAUGUCCUAUGACCGUUAUGCAGCUGUGUGCAAACCCUUACAUUACUCUGUCCUCAUGAAUCCUCGUUUCUGCUACCUGCUGGCUGCAGCAUCCUGGGUAAGUGGCUUUACCACCUCAGCACUUCAUUCCUCCUUUACCUUCUGGGUACCCCUGUGUGGACAUCGCCAAGUGGACCACUUCUUCUGUGAAGUCCCAGCACUGUUGCGGUUAUCCUGUGUUGAUAUCCGUGCAAAUGAGCUGACCCUCAUGGUCAUGAGUGCCAUUUUUGUUGUUAUACCACUUAUUCUCAUUUUGAGCUCCUAUGGUGCCAUCGCAUGCACUGUUCUAAGAAUGCAGUCAACCACUCGACUUCAGAAAGUUUUUGGGACCUGUGGAGCCCAUCUUACUGUUGUGUCUCUCUUUUUUAUUCCAAUCAUGUGCAUUUACCUUCAGCCUCCAACAGAAAAUUCUCAAGAUCAAGCCAAGUUCAUUGCCCUCUUCUAUACUGUUGUCACCCCUAGCCUGAAUCCUCUCAUCUAUACCCUAAGAAACAAAGAUGUCAGAGGGGCAGUAAGGAGGCUGACUGGAUAUGAGAGGGAGCUAUGA